UGUGCACUUUCAUAGCCACUGUAUCCAUAGCGGAGAGCUCCUCCUAAUGCACGCAUCAUAUUCGAGUUGAUCUGUUCUCGUCACGUUGAAUCCAGUUUGGAGCUUUAUUUUGAUCGUACAGAAUGUCAUGAGACGCAUGGAGUAGAAAAUCAAGAUGGAAAACUUCAACAUGACAUGUCUGUGGAUUGUUUUUGCAUCGUAUUUGAUUUUUCUACCACUCACAGGGUGGUGUAAACCCGUCAUCUCCCCCAGUGGGCCUCAUAUAGUUAUUCCCAAGCGUGGCAAGCUGGAGCUCUAUUGCCAUGACAAUGCCACCACACCUGGUGCUACAUCCAGGUUGAGGUGGCAGAGGGAAAACGCUCGCAGACUUGAGGGGGAGGCGGAGGAGGCCGGCGCUGCUAUUGUCAAGGUGCCCGCAGUGCAAAACUACCACAUGGGCCGCUACGUGUGCAUCAAUAACAGUACACGGGAGCGUGCGUCCAUCUACGUAUAUGUGAAAGACCCUGUCAGUGCCUUCCAGCGCACCAUGGUCAACGUCAUCCUGGUGCGUGCGGGCGAGAACUGCACCAUUCCCUGCCUGGUGACCAACCCGGACGUCACGCUGCUGGCUUUGCAGACGUGUGACGGGCGACCUUUGCCCUCCGCCAUGAGUUAUUGGACCCACCACGAGCAAGGGGUUAUCAUCGGCAAUGUGAGCAGGGCUUUUGAAGGAUGCUACGUGUGCGUGGGAGAGCUCGGAGCAAAGAAAGUGACAUCGAGCCAAUACACCGUGGACGUGCGGCUGGUUCCAGAGGUGCUUCCGGUUAUCGCACUGUCCCAGAGAGACAAGGUUAUCUUGCGCAACGGGGAGAAGUUUGAGCUUACUUGUAGCUCUUCCAAUGUCAACCCAGACUUUAGUGUCAAAUGGGACUAUCCAUCAACGGCGCAUCCAGAUGAAGUUCACACCUCCCACAUCCUUUUCGGGUCUCGAGAUUAUCAACGGACCUCCCGGCUCUUGAUAGGAUCAGUAAGACGAACAGACUCGGGGAUGUACCGCUGCUCGGCCCACAAUGAGAAAGGCGGGAGCUCCAGAGCGUUGCACCUGAAUGUCUGCGAUAAAGGCUUCAUUACCAUGUUAAGUCCCCCGAGUCCCGUCCAGGCCAGUGUGCGUGAGGGGGAAAGCCUAGUUCUUAGAGUGGAGUUAGAAUCCUAUCCAUCACCCAGCGUUCUGUCUUGGUCUUACAAUGACAAACGUCUGCUCAAUACCACAGAGCAUGUCAUCACUAUCCACCAACGCAAAUACAGGUACAUUAGUGAGCUGAAACUUGUGAGGGUUCUUGGCUCCGAGGGCGGCGUCUAUAAAUUCUCAGCCGGUCACGAAGACGCGUCCGUCGACCAUCUAUUUCACGUAUACGUCAAUAGCAAGCCGGUCAUCAUCGCCCAGGAAGGGCCGGUCGAUGGUCAGGUGCGGUGCGUCGCUGCCGGUCACCCAGUUCCAAAAAUCAGCUGGUACAUCUGUGACGUUCCCAACACGAGGUGUUCCCACCUACCCAAUGCCACCCAAUGGGAGACUACGGAUGUCGCAAUCGUGACAGAGUCCACCUAUAGUAGGAGUGAAGUGGAGAGCCGAUUGAACAUCAGCAAGGAGCAUGGCAACUAUCAUACACUGGAGUGCGUGGCCUCGACAGAGCAGGAGGAAGCGUACAUGCUCUUCUCCAUCAGCGAGCGACUCGUCCCGCAUGAACUGUUCACCCCACUUCUAACCGGCACGGUGGUCACUGGUGCUUUCCUCGGCUUCUUUGUUGUGGUGCUGCUCUAUAUGUACAGGCAGAAACCGAAAUUCCAAAUCCAGUGGAAAGUCAUCGAGAGUAUCCAUGGCAACAACUACAUUUACUUUGACCCCACCCAACUUCCCUACGACUCUAAAUGGGAAUUUCCUCGGCAGAAGUUACGCUUUGGUAAGACUCUAGGUUCUGGAGCUUUUGGGAAAGUGGUGAGGGCCACGGCGUACGGCCUUUGCUCAGCUGACACGGUCACGACGGUCGCCGUCAAGAUGCUCAAAUCCAACGCUCACGCCACGGAGAAGGAAGCGCUGAUGUCAGAACUGAAAGUGCUCAGUUACCUCGGCAACCACAUGAACAUCGUCAACCUGCUGGGAGCCUGCACGGUCGGAGGUCCAAUUUUAGUGAUCACUGAAUACUGUUGCUAUGGCGACCUACUCAACUUCCUGCGCAGGAAAAGAGAGUCCUUCCUAAAUUCCCAAACGGGCAAUGGUUACUAUCGCAACGUCUCCAAGAAAACAGAGCCUGCAAGCAGAGAUGUGCUGGGUACCGAAUAUAUGCCGAUGCGCUCUUCGGACAAAGAAAGGUCCUCGCAGUCAGAUGAUCCAGAGGAGCUUUCUCUGGCUGCUGAAGAUCUUUUGAGCUUCUCCUACCAGGCGGCCAAAGGGAUGGAGUACAUCACGUCUAAAAACUGCAUCCACAGGGACCUCGCCGCCAGAAAUGUUCUUCUGACUCACGGCAGGGUGGCCAAGAUCUGUGACUUUGGCUUGGCACGGGACAUCACCACUGAUUCUAGCUACGUGCUUCGUGGCAAUGCACGUCUUCCAGUCAAAUGGAUGUCUCCAGAGAGCAUCUUUGAUUGUGUCUACACAUAUGAGAGUGAUGUGUGGUCCUACGGCAUCUUGCUAUGGGAAAUCUUUUCAUUGGGUAACAGUCCAUAUCCUGGGAUGCAGGUAGGCUCGGCAUUUUACAGAAUGAUUCAAGAGGGCCACAGGAUGAACAAGCCAGAUUUCGCUCCCGUUGAGAUGUAUGACAUGAUGCUCUCAUGCUGGAAUCAGGACCCUUUGAAAAGGCCCUCUUUCAGAAAACUGGUAGAGAGGACUGAGCUUCUUCUGUCGGAAAAUACCCGGAACGUUUACCUGAGGCUGAGCAAUGCUGCCGGUCCUUCAGACAAUCAGAGGGCGACAUCACGAAGGCUGAGCUCCGUCUGCAGCACCACGGCCCCCAACCAGCCUUUACUGCAGAAUACCGCAGAUGUCUUCAUGGACUAUGUCUGAAGAAAUUCACACAAAUAGGUUACAUUUGAACUGGAGUAAUCUUCAGCUGCAUGUACGCGGCGAGUCCUGCAGCCACACAUUCCACAAACAUGGCCGACAUGCUGUGCUGGAACUUUAUUUUGCUACGGGGGUUCGAGAUUUUGCCAUCAUUUCAAAGACGUCUGAGUCUUGAUGAUUUAUACUAGUAAAAGUACUUUCGUACUGAAUCCUACUAAAGUCUAAUAGGAACAGGCUGCCUACUUGCACAUUGCUGUUUAAUCUUGACAGACGAUUUUUACAGAAAGUGUAUAUUUUUCUCUUUUAACAAAUAUUACAAGCGUUUCGAUCUUUCUAUGAACAAAAUCCCAUCUUAACAUAGUGAAGAACAGUUAUUUAUAUCUAAAUAUUCCCAUGCCACAAUUAUCACAAUUCAGCUUUUAAUUUCAAAUUUGUUAUGAAUAUAAUCUAACAAUAAAUUCCCAGAGCAGUGAUGAAAUUAUAUAAUUAGGUAACAUACAAUCAUUUAACCAUACAUCUGAAGCCUUUUCAUAGUCUUGAGGGCCCUCUGCCUGGAGACAAAUGCCAAAUCUUACUGGAAAAUAGAUUAGAAUGUUAACAAAAACGACCCAUCAUGUACAACGGGGAAAUAGUGGGGGUCAUCAUAUUUUAAACUUGCAGUUGUUGCUGGCUACAGCUUUAUUGUUUGUUUGGAUUGGCAUGAGCAAGCAGCUUGACAGCCAUCUUAGUUUCGCAUUAGCUUAAUGACAAGAAACAGAAAGAAAAACUUAUUCCUAGAUUGAAUCACCAAAGACACUUAGCAUUCAAACUUUGAAAACAGAAUUAAUUUGCUUCGUUCUAAAAAGUAGCAAGCAACCGCACACGAAGAGCUAAAAGUAGCUUGUUAAAUAAGUACCGUUUUUUUCCAUGUAUAAUGCGCCCCCAUGUAUAAUACGCACCCUAAAAAUGGCAUGUUGAUGCUGGAAAAAAGCCUUUAUCCAUGUAUAAUACGCACCCAAAUUUUGACUCCUACUUAAGUCCGUAAACGUAAAAUUAUUUCAGAAAAAAGAUGAUCUUUGGGAACAACCGGAUGUUAUUCUGCCGGUCAGUAUCACUGCGCAUGCGCUAGCAAACUCAAUAGCAAAGAAAUGUUUCGGAUUUGUGUAGGGUACAUAGUGACCGUAAACGAGCAGGUGAUCGAGCAAGCGUCUGAUACGAGAGCAUUGUGUUCGUAUGGAGCGUGUUUGAAGUAAACAGCAGAGAAGAAAGCGCAUCUGUAAUGGCGGCCUCCGUAUGAUAUCCGGAUAAAAAAAAAAAAAAAAUGUACCCACGUAUAAUGCGCACUCCAGAUUUUAGGACAAUAAAUUAGUUAAAUUUUGCGCAUUAUACAUGGAAAAAAACGGUAGUACCUUACCUUAGCAUCAAGACUGUUUCCCAAUGUGGCUUGUUAGCUACCGCAGCAUGAGAAAAAAAAUGAAAACAUAACCCCCCUCACUGCAACACAUAUUUUAGCAUCAAAACAAGAAGCAUAAAAACUGAAACGCUUAUUGUUCAAAUCCUAAAUAGCUGCUUUCUUUGGUGCUAAAUAUUCUGCUUGAUGCUGCUUUGUAGUUAAUGUGCAACGUUUUCCUUACAAAUCAUCAGUUCAUUGGGAGAACAAUCAUCAAAUUGUCCUUAAGUAAAUCCAAGCCAAUAUGUGAUGUGUCAAAACGACAUGCAAGCACUAAUUCCUUAUAAAGAACCUCAAAAAGUUAAAAAGAAAGAAAAAGGCUGGAUGUUACCAAUUGUGAGUUGACUACUGUAACGGACAAAAACGGUUGGUCAGAUGAAUGUAUUUUGUGAAAUUGGCCUAAUCUUGGUUUAGUGUGGAGGACUAAGUGAUUGACUGAUUGAUGUGUGUGUUUCAUUUGGUGUUACAUGUGUACGUACUGUAAAUACAAUAGAUAUGUGCCUUUAGAUUUUGACUGGCUAUGUCUGGUUGUCACGAGGGUUCAGGCUCUGCUCAGGAGGUCCCUGCGGUUUUGAUACAGUUUGUUGACUUGUAAUAAUAAAGAAAGUACCAGUGAUGGUAGAGGCAA
Syngnathus typhle (broad-nosed pipefish) is the source of this 5091-nucleotide messenger RNA. RefSeq names its product KIT proto-oncogene, receptor tyrosine kinase b (gene kitb). The transcript has 21 exons. Lineage: Eukaryota; Metazoa; Chordata; Actinopteri; Syngnathiformes; Syngnathidae. The record is from RefSeq and is a predicted model, not a curated record. Gene Ontology annotation, cellular component: signaling receptor complex. Bases 155 to 3037 code for a protein of 960 amino acids. Gene Ontology annotation, biological process: multicellular organism development; positive regulation of cell migration; protein phosphorylation. Gene Ontology annotation, molecular function: ATP binding; transmembrane receptor protein tyrosine kinase activity; cytokine binding.